GUUACUCCGCAACGUCAGUUUUAAAGUAUUUUACUGCUUUUUUUGCUGCUGGUGUCUACCUACUGCCGAAAUGCCUUGAUGCUGUCAAAUACCGUGACUUUUGGGAAAGUACAGACGAACCUUCCCUCAAGAAAUUCUUAGAUUUUCGGCUCUCAAGUGGCGACUUAGAGGACAUGACCGUCGAGUACGCUCGGUAUAAUAAGGAACUAAUUACCAUCGCCAAAUAUUAUGCUGAGACAUCAAAUGUUGGCCAGCGUAUAUUAAGUUGGAAAAAGGCGUUCAAGGCAAGUGCACAAUUGUGUUUCAUUAGUACAACGAACGUUUGUUGUGGGAACGACCAUUGUGCGAACAAAUGUUUGUUGUGGGAAUGGCUGGGAUUGUCUAUUGGUGAACCAUGGGAUUUGGAAACCAGUCAAAAUAUAGAUAUUCAAUUAUUAAAGGCAGUCUGGGUGCUUCCCUUGAUUCCUGAUGUUUCUGUUUUUAUUUGCAUCAAAGCAAGCGGUCAGCAGCAAUACAGCAAUUCUGGAAAGUUGAAAAACGAAAAACAAAACAUUUUGGCCAAAAACCACUUGGUUGAGGAAAGAGCAAGGGGAAAAGUUCGAAAGUUGCAGUCUGCGCAACAUGUGAGCAUUGCCACCGUAGUGACUGAGCAAAUUGAACAAUACGCAAGGUCAACUACGUCAAAUAUUAUGAAGAGGUUUCUUGAUGAUGAGCAAAGGCCAGGAAAGCACAUCAGAAUGACCAAGGUUAUUAAUAAAGUAACUGACAACCUUUCCAAUAACAAUUCCGAUGAUGAUCUCGUCAAGUCUGAUGACAAUAAUGAGAGUGAUCUAACUGAUGGUGAGAAGUCACCCACGGAGAUGGCUUGUGAACGCCGAGAAGCAUUGUCACAGAGCCUUCGAGAGUGUACAGAACAGAUGUCAGACAGCCAGGAUACAAUUGUCACGGUACGCCAUGAUGGGGAAACGGAGGCUGUUGAAGCGCUAUUUGAGUUAUCGGGACCUGCCACAUCUACAUCUACGACACAACCGCAAGCUCCUCCCGACUUGAUGCCAUGUGCACCACUGCAAGCUCUCCAAUAUAUAGAUAAUGCCAUUAAGGUGAGUAUCUGGAAAGUUCAGCAGUAA
Molecule: messenger RNA, 1127 nt
Organism: Paraglomus occultum
Lineage: Eukaryota; Fungi; Glomeromycota; Glomeromycetes; Paraglomerales; Paraglomeraceae
Source: the annotation of a GenBank genome assembly